Messenger RNA from Diorhabda sublineata, 1290 nucleotides. RefSeq names its product transcription factor IIIA. The transcript has 5 exons. Gene Ontology annotation, biological process: regulation of DNA-templated transcription. The coding region runs from base 221 to 1249 and encodes 342 amino acids. Lineage: Eukaryota; Metazoa; Arthropoda; Insecta; Coleoptera; Chrysomelidae. Gene Ontology annotation, molecular function: DNA-binding transcription factor activity, RNA polymerase II-specific; RNA polymerase II cis-regulatory region sequence-specific DNA binding. The record is from RefSeq and is a predicted model, not a curated record.
GAAUGAAGACCACUAUUUUGUUGUCGAUGAAGAUAUUUUAUAUUUCACUAUGAUUAUGGUUGACAUGAGGUGUUUGGAGGUUAUUUAAUGAAGAAAAUUAAAUUUGCACUUCCAAAUAGUGUAUAAAAUAUACAGUUUUAAAAUUUAUAAUUUUUGUGGUGUUACUUAAGGUAUCUUAUGAAGCGUACCUUCUUAAAAAUUAUUUGAACUAGAACAUCAGAUGGAAAUGUCUCAAGUUGAAUCAAUGCCAAAUCUUCAGGAAAAAAACAUAAAGAAAAAUAUUUUACCGAAAAAAUUGAACUUUAAAUGCACAGUAGAGAAUUGUGGUGCAGCAUAUAGAAAAAAAUGGUUAUUAGAAGAUCAUGUUAGAAAGCACUUUAAAGAGAGGCCAUUUGCUUGCACUAUCGUAGAAUGUACAAAAACGUUCACGAAAGAGCCUCAUUUGAGACGACACAUUGCUAUGGUACAUGAAAAAGUUUGUGAACUACUAUGUGAUGUCCCAGACUGCGGAAAAAUAUUUAAUAAUAAAUAUAGUUUAAAAAAACAUAAAAACAAAAUACACACACAAGUUGAAUUCCCUUUCAUAUGUAAUAAUUGUCAGAAAGGAUUCAAUAAAAAAUGGAAACUCAAUCAGCACAUGUACGAACAUACAGGAGAACCGCCUUUUAAAUGUAGCAAAUGUAACCUUGGUUUUUUGUUGCUGCGAGAUUUGACUAAACACACGAGAAAUCACAAAAGUUAUACAUGCAAUUGUGGAGUAAUCUUUGAAAAAUGGUCCCUCCUAAGACGUCACAAAAAAAAUAAUUGCGAAUAUAUAGUAAAGAAUUGCAAGAAAUGUGGAACGACUUUCACCACAAAACAUGGUUUAAGGGAUCAUUAUAAAAAGUGUGAGAAAAGUGAAAGCGAAAAAGAAACUUUCCGUUGUCCUUAUUUAAAUUGUACUAGGACUUAUCUGUAUAAACGAAAUCUGAACUGGCAUAUAAACCAGUUUCACGAAAAGGACGAAAAUGAAGAAAAAACUUUCGAAUGCGUCGAAAAAGGAUGCGGAAAAGUUUUUUCUAACAAGUAUUAUUUGAGUCGUCACAUUAAGUUGCAUCUUAAAGUUAUUGAAGCGUGUAAACCCAGGGCUCCGAGGAAAGAUAAAGGAUUGAAAAGAAAUUUGAUGGCCCCCAUAUUAUCCGGGGCUAUAUUGAAUCAGAAAGAAAUGAUUACGAACGAUGAUAAUACGAAGAUAAUUGAAGUAAAAUAGCUCGAAAACACAUUUUUUUAAAUAAAGAUGAACAAAAUUUA